Staurois parvus is the source of this 1146-nucleotide messenger RNA. The record is from the annotation of a GenBank genome assembly. NCBI's taxonomy places the organism in Eukaryota, Metazoa, Chordata, Amphibia, Anura, Ranidae.
CAGGAUUACAGGCUGAAUAUUUUCCUGCGUCAGCAAUGGAAUGAUCCCCGUCUGGCUUACAGUGAAUAUCCUGAUGACUCCCUGGAUUUGGAUCCCUCUAUGUUGGACUCCAUCUGGAAGCCUGAUCUGUUUUUUUUUGCCAAUGAGAAAGGGGCAAAUUUUCAUGAAAUCACCACUGACAACAAGCUGCUAAGGAUCUUCAAAAAUGGCAAUGUUCUGUACAGCAUUCGGUUGACUCUGACUUUGGCAUGUCCCAUGGAUCUGAAAAAUUUUCCAAUGGAUGUUCAAACUUGCAUCAUGCAGCUAGAAAGCUUUGGUUAUACAAUGAAUGAUCUGAUCUUCGAGUGGGAAGAGGUGGGCGCUGUGCAGGUGGCAGAAGGUCUUACCCUGCCACAGUUUAUCUUGAAGGAGGAGAAGGAUCUACGGUAUUGCACCAAACACUACAGCACUGGUAAAUUCACUUGCAUUGAAGCCCGCUUCCACUUGGAGAGACAGAUGGGUUACUAUCUCAUUCAGAUGUACAUUCCCAGCCUGCUAAUUGUCAUUCUCUCCUGGGUGUCUUUCUGGAUCAACAUGGAUGCUGCACCUGCCAGAGUUGGCCUUGGCAUCACCACUGUGCUGACCAUGACCACUCAGAGCUCUGGAUCUCGAGCAUCUCUUCCUAAGGUAUCUUAUGUGAAAGCUAUUGAUAUCUGGAUGGCAGUGUGCUUGCUCUUUGUCUUUUCUGCUCUGUUGGAGUAUGCCGCUGUCAACUUUGUCUCACGACAGCACAAGGAGCUGCUACGUUUUAGGAGGAAGCGACGACACCACAAGGUAACCUCCCCUAAGACCUGCUAUGAGCCAUGGGUCCAGUUGAAGGAUGAGUUCUAUCAAAGCCGCUUCAGCUUUGCUGCUUACGGAAUGGGCCCUGCAUGUCUUCAGGCCAAAGAUGGGAUCUCGGUAAAAGGAAACAACAACAACAACCCCACCAGUUCAGCACCCCCUGCUUCAAGAUCUCCAGAUGAGAUGCGUAAGCUUUUUAUCAGCCGGGCUAAAAAAAUCGACAAGGUAUCCAGGAUCGGCUUUCCUUUGGUUUUUCUUAUAUUCAAUACUUUCUACUGGAUCAUCUACAAGAUUGUGCGUAGCGAGGAUGUUCACAAGCAGUGA